Messenger RNA from Schizophyllum commune H4-8, 841 nucleotides. RefSeq lists its product as uncharacterized. The transcript is spliced from 5 exons. The record is from RefSeq and is a predicted model, not a curated record. Gene Ontology annotation, cellular component: cytoplasm. The coding region runs from base 78 to 791 and encodes 237 amino acids. NCBI's taxonomy places the organism in Eukaryota, Fungi, Basidiomycota, Agaricomycetes, Agaricales, Schizophyllaceae.
CGAAGACCCGAGCGCACGAAGCGCCGCCCACAAGCGCCCGCAUAUACACUGCUCUCUUGACGUAACCUCAUAGCAAGAUGGUUGGCCAGAUUACUCUGUACGCGUCGAAGAUGUGCCCGUACGCGCACCGCGCGGAGAUGGCACUCUUGGAGACCGGCCUGCCCUACAAGCGCUGCGAGAUCAACCUCAGAGCCAAGCCCGAGUGGUACACCCAAGUCAGCGCCGGCGGGCAGGUCCCCGCCCUCACCUACGGCGGCCCCGACGUCCCGCCGGACCAGCCCUCCCCCGAAUCGACGAAGCUGAUCGAAUCCAUGGUCCUCGUCGAAUUCGCCAACGACCUCGCGCGCGCCCACCCCCUCCUCCCCACCGACCCCAUCCUCCGCGCGCGCGCCCGCUUCUUCGUCGAGGCCCUCUCCUCGCGCGUCACGCCGCAGUGGUACGCGACCGUCCUGCGCGGGGAGCCGUUCGACAAGCUCUUCGAGGGGAUCGAGUAUUUGGGUAGCUUGGUGAGGGGCAAGUACGCUGUGGGGGAGGAGUAUAGUAUCGCGGAUGUGGCUGCGACGCCGAUCUUGGCGAGGCUGGAGGUCUGUUUGAGGGAUGGGUUGGGGAAUUUUAAGGAGGGGGCGCCGGGCGAAAAGGCGUAUGAGGCAUUGAUGACGGAGGAGAGGUUUGCGAGGUGGAGGGAGUACUUUUCGAAUUUGAAGGCGAGGGAGAGUUUCAAGAAGAGCUUUGAUGAGGCCGCGUUCAAGCAGGCGUAUGCGCUGCGUGUGGCUGACUUCCGGAAGCCGUGAUGUACCACGUCGUGCGUUUUAGACAGCCUAUAGAUGUGUUUGACCACUUC